UGUCGGGAUUAGUUGUUGCGGGAAGUUUAAGCAGGGAACUCUAAUCCGCGCUGACAGGGAGGUAAUGAGAGAGAUCGGAGGCGGUGGAGAGAUUGGGGGUCGGCGGCCUGGUUCAGAAAUAUCUCCAUCGUUGCCGUGACCGCCAGAAAACAGACUAUAAACUCGCAGCGCCAUUAGAGCGCCAGGAUCACAACAACGGAAGCGCAAACACGCCGGCUGCUAGGAUACAAGUAAUGUCUCUUCCUGUUUCGUGUUGCCUUGGUAACAAGAUGCUACAGCUGCUUCUUUAGCGUGAAGAAGAACAAGGUUGCGGAGACCGUGAGAGAAGUGCGAGGGAAAACCGGAAGCUGUGUGUCCCAACAGAAAGAGCCGCUGCAGUACAUCACGGUUGGAGAGGAAGAGGAAGCAUGCUGUAUAGUCAAAGAAGCCGUCCCAGACAUAGGGAGGUCACUGGACCUCAGCCGCACUCCGUAGCAGUAGUGGCCAAGUUCCCUUCUAGCCGACCAAGAGAUUUUGCCAUUCUUGAAAGGAGACGCCAUGAGGAGGCCCGAGAACAGAUACUCACCUUCACAAAGCUGAACACAACAGAACGUGUGAAGAAUAAAUGGGCGAGGGUUACAGACCAGAAGUUGCUGCACAACAUGGUGCAGAGGGAGGUGUAUCGGACAAUGGAGGAGUACAAAAUGCAUCUCAAUGAGAGGAGAGAGAGGCUCAGCACCUUACUGGAGAGGGAAGAGAUGGCGUAUAUUAAAGAAAUGGAGGCUAUGGAGGAAACCACUCUAGAAAGACAGGCCAAAAUGAGAGAGAGAGUGAAAAGCCUGAGAGAAAAGAGAGAAAAGGAACGAAUGGACUUUAUAGCUGAGAAACGUGACCAGCAAUUCAGGGAGCAGUGUGAGGAGCUGCGCUCAUUGAGGUCCCAGAUUCAUCUGAAUGAGGUCUGCACAGAAAGGAUGGCCCAGAUUGUACUGAAGGAGGAGCUGAACCGCCAGCGCAAGGAGGAGGACACCAUCUUUGAUCAGUUGUGGGAACAGGACCGAUUGGCUAAAGAGGAGCAGGAAGAGAAGAAACGCCAGAAGCGUAUAGAGCUCAAUCAGGAAAUUGCCUGUCUUCAGAAAGCUGCCUCAGAGGCCCAAAAAAUGCAGGAAAAACGGCUAAAAGAAGAAGAAUCCAAGUUAAUGGCAGAAGAGCAGCGCCUCAUUAAGCUGGAGGAAGAACGGAAUCUAAAAGAAAAACAGCAAAACAAAUUGCAAGUCAAAAGCAUGUUGGAGGACUCCAUCCGGCUAAAGAUGAAACGUUUGGCCCGGGAACAGCAGGAGGAACUGGCACUCGACAUGAAGAUCUUGGAGCAUGUUAUGCAGGGCUAUCAGGAUGACACCGAGGAGAAACGCCAGCGCAAGAUGGAGCUCAGGAAAGAGCAGCAGCUUUAUCGGGAAUACCUCGCUCAGCAGCUGGAAGAAGAAAAACGCCAGGAGAGAGAAAUGGACAAGAUGAUUGAAGCAGAGCUUGAGAAAUCUUGGGCCAAGAAGUCGGAACAGAUGCGGAAGGAGAAAGAGGCACGAAAACGCCUGAUGAAGGAUGUGAUGGAUACACGGAGAGUCCAGAUUCAAGAAAAAUUGGAGAGAAAUGCAAAGCUACAGGAAGAGCUUGCCCAUGAUAAGGAGCUGUUGGAAAGUGCAACAGAAGAGCACAAGCAGCUUGAAACAGAUAGAAAUGCCAGGCAAAUGAAAGUGGCCCAGCAGUACCAGCGGGAUCUCGUUAGCCAGGUGGCCUAUCAGCAGUCGCAGCGGCAAGCCGAGAGAGAGGAGGAACAGCGAGAGUUUGAGGCAGGACUGACGGCUGAGAAAGCUUAUCAGAAUAAACUGCGGGAAAUCCUGUCCAGACCUUAUGUUGGCCACGAGAACAUUCACCCCUUGAGGAGGGGCCGCAUUUCUAGCCCUAAGGACUGGCUCCCACAAUAGCCGGAUUCUCCCCUUUUCUCGUCACAGUUCUUUAUUUGGUCCCUUUCUUUUGAUACAGGCAUCAGAGGUUUACAUGCACAUGUCACAUCAUAUUAUUUCAAAAUGGGAACCAACAAAAGCUAAGUAAAAAAAAAAAAAUACA
Molecule: messenger RNA, 2100 nt
Organism: Xenopus laevis (African clawed frog)
Lineage: Eukaryota; Metazoa; Chordata; Amphibia; Anura; Pipidae
Gene: cfap53.L
Product: cilia and flagella associated protein 53 L homeolog
Exons: 9
Coding region: 408-1958 (516 amino acids)
Cellular component (GO): axoneme; centriolar satellite
Source: RefSeq, a predicted model, not a curated record